GGGACUCGAGGGGGAGAGAAAGAAAGGACAGGAGGGUGAAGGAGUAAAUGGGGGGAGAGGAGUGAGCAAAAAGUAGUGCGACCAGCUGCGGGGUGGAGGACAAGAGUGGGGCCGCGGGGGAGGGCGGAGGCUCGGGAGGUGGGUAGGAUGCCGGAGCCGCGCGCCCCGGGGGAGCCCCGAGGGCCGGGGGAGCGCCGGCCGCUGCUGGCGCGCAGGCUGCGGGGACCCCGACGGUGGCGGCGGGCGGCGGCGGCCGCGGUGCUGCUGGUGGAGAUGUUGGAGCGCGCCGCCUUCUUCGGCGUCGCGGGCAACCUCGUGCUCUACCUGAACAGCGAGAACUUCCAGUGGGCCGGCGAGCAGGCGUCGCGGGCCGCGCUCGUCUUCCUGGGCGCCUCCUACCUGCUGUCGCCCGUCGGCGGCUGGCUGGCCGACGUGUACCUGGGCCGCUUUCGCGCCAUCGUGCUCAGCCUGCUGCUCUACCUGGUCGCCUCCAGCCUGCUGCCCGCCACCGCCAUCUCCGACGGUCGCCGCUCCUUCUGCGGCGAGAUGCCCGAGUCGAAGCUGGCGCCCGCUUGCCCCUCGCCCGAAUGCAUGCGCCCCUCGCCCUCCCCCUACUGCGCGCCCACCCUCUACGUGGGCCUGCUGCUGCUCGCCCUGGCCGCCAGCUCCGUGAGGAGCAACCUCACCUCCUUCGGGGCCGACCAGGUCAUGGAUCUUGGCCGCCAUGCUAACCGCCGCUUCUUCAACUGGUUUUAUUGGAGCAUCAACGUGGGAGCUGUGCUGUCCCUGCUGGUGGUGGCCUUUAUCCAACAGAACAUCAGCUUCUUGGUGGGCUACAGCAUCCCUGUGGGCUGUGUGGGCCUGGCCUUCUUCAUCUUCCUCUUUGCCACCCCCAUCUUCAUCACCAAGCCCCCCACGGGCAGCCAAGUGUCCUCAAUGCUUAAACUUGCUCUCCAAAACUGCUGUCCCCGGCUGUGGUGCCAACGCUGUGCCAGAGACCCUCAAGGCGCCCGGCUGCUGCCUGACCAGAGGUCUCACCAGCCUGGCCCUUCCCCCCAAGAGGACAUCGCCAACUUCCGGGUGCUGGUGAAGCUCUUGCCCGUCAUGGUGACCUUGGUGCCCUACUGGAUGGUGUAUUUCCAGAUGCAGUCCACGUAUGUCCUACAAGGUCUUCAUCUCCACAUCCCAAACAUUUUUCCAGACUACCCUAGCAACAGCUCUGUAGUUCUCAGAGCCCAGGACAGCGCCUAUAAGAUCCCAGAAGCCUGGCUCCUUCUGGCUAACGUGGUGGUGGUGCUGAUCCUGGUGCCUGUGAAGGACCACCUGCUCGACCCUUUGCUGCUGCGAUGCAAGCUGCUUCCCUCAGCUCUGCAGAAGAUGGCGCUGGGGAUGUUCUUUGGUUUUGCCUCCGUCAUUGUGGCAGGAUUCCUGGAGAUGAAGCGUUUAGAGUACAUUCAUCACAACCAGACAGUGUCCCAGCAGAUCGGGCACAACGUGUACUAUGCAGCACCACUGUCCAUCUGGUGGCAGAUCCCUCAGUACCUGCUCAUCGGAAUCAGUGAGAUCUUUGCCAGCAUCCCAGGCCUGGAGUUCGCGUACUCAGAGGCCCCGCGCUCCAUGCAGGGCGCCAUCAUGGGCAUCUUCUUCUGCCUGUCGGGCGUAGGCUCGCUGUUGGGCUCCAGCCUGGUGGCCCUGCUGUCACUGCCAGGGGGCUGGUUGCACUGCCCUACGGACCAUGGGAACAUCAACAAUUGCCAGAUGGACUUGUACUUCUUCCUGCUGGCUGGUAUUCAGGCCGCCACAGCUCUCCUGUUUAUGUGGAUUGCUGGUCGCUAUGAGAGGGCAGCUCGUAACCCGGCCUCCCAAAGCAGUCUCAGCAGGGAUAGGGGCUGACAUGCCCCCAACCCCACCCCCUCAUUUCUCUCCACCAGAAAACAGACAGCGGCAGUCCCAGCUGGCGUUUCCUUCUUGGUUUAUUCUGUACCCAACCUUAGGAUGAAAUGGUUCCCAUAAAUAAGGGGCAUGAGCCCUUCCUCA
Molecule: messenger RNA, 2037 nt
Organism: Rhinolophus ferrumequinum (greater horseshoe bat)
Lineage: Eukaryota; Metazoa; Chordata; Mammalia; Chiroptera; Rhinolophidae
Gene: SLC15A3
Product: solute carrier family 15 member 3
Exons: 8
Coding region: 148-1893 (581 amino acids)
Biological process (GO): transmembrane transport
Cellular component (GO): lysosomal membrane
Molecular function (GO): transmembrane transporter activity
Source: RefSeq, a predicted model, not a curated record